Molecule: messenger RNA, 1683 nt
Organism: Alligator sinensis (Chinese alligator)
Lineage: Eukaryota; Metazoa; Chordata; Crocodylia; Alligatoridae
Gene: ADCYAP1R1
Product: ADCYAP receptor type I
Exons: 15
Coding region: 1-1536 (511 amino acids)
Biological process (GO): adenylate cyclase-modulating G protein-coupled receptor signaling pathway; cell surface receptor signaling pathway
Cellular component (GO): neuron projection; plasma membrane
Molecular function (GO): G protein-coupled peptide receptor activity; peptide hormone binding; vasoactive intestinal polypeptide receptor activity
Source: RefSeq, a predicted model, not a curated record
AUGCAGGUGACAUCAAAGGAAACGGAUGGGAAGCUGAUGGCAUGGAGGGAGGUAGGGCUUAUAUUCGUCCAGUCUAUAAAGCUAGAGGUGAUUGGAAAGAUGGCAGAAAAACUCUCCAACUCAGACUUGGAAGAUGUCGUGGCAAUGCACUCAGACUGCGUCUUCAAAAAAGAGCAAGAGGCGUGUCUGGAGAAAAUCAGAAGAGUGACUGUGCUGAAUCCCAUGAAUGAUUCCUCCCCAGGAUGCCCAGGGAUGUGGGAUAAUAUUACAUGCUGGAAGCCUGCGAGCGUGGGUGAAAUCGUCUUUGUCAAGUGUCCUGCAUUCUUCAGAAUUAUUAACUUUGAAGAUGGUUGGGAAGUGGAUAAUGUGGCGCAAACACACACAGGGGACAUCAGCAGAAAUUGCACAGAAGAUGGUUGGUCUGAACCCUUCCCUCAUUACUACGAUGCCUGCUUUGAUGAGAAUUUCACUGACCCUGUAAACCAGGACUACUACUACCUGUCUGUGAAGGCCCUGUACACAGUUGGAUAUAGCACUUCUCUUGUUUCCCUCACCAUGGCGAUGGUUAUCCUAUGUCGUUUCAGGAAGCUUCACUGUACCCGCAACUUCAUCCACAUGAAUCUCUUUGUCUCAUUUAUUCUGCGAGCAAUAUCAGUCUUCAUUAAAGAUGGGGUCCUGUAUGCUGAACAGGAUAGCAGCCACUGUUUUAUCUCUACUGUGGAGUGCAAGGCGGUGAUGGUCUUUUUCCACUAUUGUGUCAUGUCUAAUUAUUUCUGGCUGUUCAUCGAGGGACUGUAUCUUUUCACCUUGCUGGUGGAGACUUUUUUUCCAGAAAGGAGAUAUUUCUACUGGUACACCAUCAUUGGCUGGGGCACGCCUACAAUUUGUGUCACUGUCUGGGCUGUGCUGCGCCUUCACUUUGACAACAACGGCUGCUGGGACAUGAACGAUAACACAGCCUUGUGGUGGGUCAUCAAGGGUCCUGUGGUUGGAUCAAUAAUGAUAAACUUUGUUCUCUUCAUUGGCAUAAUUGUUAUACUCGUGCAGAAACUCCAGUCGCCUGAUAUUGGGGGCAAUGAAUCCAGCAUUUACUUCUGCGUUCAGAAAUGCUACUGUAAGCCUAAGAGGGCUAACCAGCACUCUUGCAAGAUGUCAGAACUAUCCACCAUUACCCUGAGGCUGGCUCGCUCCACGCUGCUGCUGAUCCCCUUGUUCGGAAUUCACUACACUGUGUUCGCCUUUUCUCCUGAAAAUGUCAGCAAGCGGGAGAGACUUGUGUUUGAACUGGGGCUGGGAUCUUUCCAGGGCUUUGUUGUUGCUGUUCUCUAUUGUUUCCUGAACGGGGAGGUGCAAUCAGAAAUAAAGAGGAAAUGGAGGAGCUGGAAAGUCAACCGGUAUUUUGCUGUGGAUUUCAAACAUCGCCAUCCCUCUCUGGCGAGCAGCGGAGUGAACGGGGGGACGCAACUCUCCAUUCUGAGCAAGAGCAGCUCUCAGAUUCGGAUGUCCAGCAUAAAUGCGGAGAAUCUAGCGACCUGAGCAACUAAAAAGCAAGCCGACAGUCCAACCAAAAAACCCGCCCCUUCAAAAAGAAAAGAAAAAAAAAUCAUAGUUUUGGUGGUGUGGAUUUUCUUUUCAUUGUUUUUUAUGUUGUUCAAAAGCAUGAAAUAAAAUGCCCCUGACAUU